Messenger RNA from Cylicocyclus nassatus, 846 nucleotides. The record is from the annotation of a GenBank genome assembly. NCBI's taxonomy places the organism in Eukaryota, Metazoa, Nematoda, Chromadorea, Rhabditida, Strongylidae.
AUGGGAUCUCCAAGACCUCCAAAGCGAUCGCGUGCACAGUCAGUGUCCAGGGCUGAAGCCCCGUCAUCCGCAGAAGAAUGCGAGUUCGCUCGCCAAGUCAAGCAGACUUUCAGUCAGGUUGCUGACGAUGCGUUUGUCAUUGGACGCGAAGUCAAGACGUUACGGGACGCAACGGCAUCGGCGAUCACAGAUGCAUGGAAGGACGCGAAGGCGGCCACCGUUACGGAAGGAUAUCGCCACGACCGCUUCAAGACAAUCGACGCCCCGGUAUUCCUAGUCGAACACAAUGCUAUUCUUGCGGAGGACUCGGCCACAUGGCACAACAAUGCCCAUCCAAAGUUCGACGUUCCUCGGGAGGUUAAUAAUGUCAAUAUUCUGGCUCUAAUUGACACAGGCGCGGUGAUUACGGUAACUUCGAGCAGCACUGCAUCAUUGCUUGGCGUCUUUGCUUUGUUCGAAAGUGAUAUACCCGCAGCUUUGGAUAUGGCUGGUAUACCAAUCAAUUUGAUUGGCAUAGCUCAUCUUCGUUUCCAAAUUGGCUCUUUUACUUUUAAUCAUCCAGUAUAUUUCACGGAAACACCCUGCGUGCCGGAAUCAGGUGGCUCUUACAAUAUUAUACUAAGCAAUGAUCUCCUUUCCCGCCUUCCUUCUUGGUGCAUUAGCUAUAAUCGUAGGCUCUUUACUGUGGCUGGCGAACAAAUCAAUAUCUUAUGCUCGGCUCCAACUCCAGCACCACUUGUUGACUCGACAGUUCCUGUUCGCGUGGCCGAGACUACCGUACUCCCGCCGCAAACUGAGACUUUUUUCCUUGUUUCUCGUAUUCCAAUGCCUCUUCGCUGGUUUUAA